Molecule: messenger RNA, 846 nt
Organism: Phanerochaete carnosa HHB-10118-sp
Lineage: Eukaryota; Fungi; Basidiomycota; Agaricomycetes; Polyporales; Phanerochaetaceae
Exons: 5
Coding region: 19-846 (275 amino acids)
Biological process (GO): mitochondrial translation
Cellular component (GO): mitochondrial small ribosomal subunit
Molecular function (GO): structural constituent of ribosome
Source: RefSeq, a predicted model, not a curated record
GGGUUCAGCUCUUCAGUGAUGUUGGCUCAGCUGCGAAACCUUUCUCACCGGUCUCUGCGACCAUGGUCCGUAGCGUCCAGCUCGCGACAAUUCACUACUUCCUUCGUCGUACGAGCUCAGAAUGAGGAUGAAGAACAAGAGUUCUCUGAUCCCGAGAUGCUCUCGGGUGCUGACGAGGAAGUCAACACGACCCAGAAUCCGUUCCCGGACGACGACAAGGGUUACUCUGCGUGGAUAAACGGCGAGGGAAGACAGUUUAGAGAACCUCACAGAUCGCGUAACUGGCUUGGAGGGAACGUUACACCCUUCCCUUUAAAUUCUACCUUCAAGCCUCCUAUACCUGUAUCGGAUGAAACGCGCACACUGAUAUACGAACAGUUCAUGUCCGACCCGACGAAGAAUAAUGUGCGCGAACUGGCUGCGCUUCACGGCCUCAGCAUCGCUCGUGUCGACGCCGUUCUGAGGUUGAAGGGUCUCGAAGAACACUGGAAGAAGGGUAAACGGCUUCAGACUGGCUUCCAGGUCGGUAUGGAGUACAUUCUGGGUGUCUCAGAACGCAGGAGGACUGUCUCUGGCACUGAAGUGACAGCCUUGAGCGAAGAAACUAUCAAGGCUGAUAUUCAGUACGACGAGGAGGGCUACGACACAAAGGCCCGUGAGCGCUACCAGCGGCUGUUCUGGGAGCCUACGGUCGAGGGCCAGGAACCCAUUAUCCCGGGCAUACUUGAGAAGACUCGUGCUUCCAAGGCGAAGAAAGAGUCCGAUGGUGUCACUAAUAUUGUCCAGCGGCCAGGUCGGCCGGAGAUGCGCUUCGUUGAGGUUGGCGACAAUUGCCGUUCCGCUUAG